This is a messenger RNA of Plenodomus lingam JN3, 387 nucleotides long. RefSeq lists its product as uncharacterized. Lineage: Eukaryota; Fungi; Ascomycota; Dothideomycetes; Pleosporales; Leptosphaeriaceae. The record is from RefSeq and is a predicted model, not a curated record.
AUGGAAAAGAUCAAGGAGAAGCUCCACAUUGGUAGCAGUAAGAAGAACACCGAGACCGAUACUCUUGGUGGCUCACAAAGUGACCACGUUGGCACAAUCGAAGACAAUCGCGACUCCAUCGACAGCGAGCUUGCUGCGAUGCCCCCACACGAGCGCGUCGCUUAUCUCAAGGAGUUUGAGGAUUCGGACAAGCACGAUAUACCUAAAAAGGGUGGUCUACUAGAGAGGCUGAUUGCACGUGGUAACAAGCGAACUGAGGAGCAGAUUGAGCGGGAGAGCAGAGAGGAUGAGGCCAGGCGCCAGGCGCACAGGGAUGCCACGCAUGCCCAGAUUGGCCCUGGUACAGGCGCGAGUGCCCACAGUGUUGCUGGGCCAGGAGGGUUGUAG